Molecule: messenger RNA, 2232 nt
Organism: Conger conger (European conger)
Lineage: Eukaryota; Metazoa; Chordata; Actinopteri; Anguilliformes; Congridae
Gene: mcmdc2
Product: minichromosome maintenance domain containing 2
Exons: 15
Coding region: 1-2070 (689 amino acids)
Biological process (GO): double-strand break repair via break-induced replication
Molecular function (GO): single-stranded DNA helicase activity; DNA binding; ATP binding
Source: RefSeq, a predicted model, not a curated record
AUGGCGGAGCUCCUUGAAAUGAAGGAGGCGAUUGUUUCUUAUUUGGACCGAAGUGGGGGCCUUAUUCAGUUUGUGGAAGACUGUAAACGUUACAACGACUCUCCACAGAGUGAGGCAGUGUAUCGUUUCUGCAUACGGGUGAAUCCCACUGAUCUGAUUGAGUUGGAUGCUUGGCUGGCGGACUGCCUAUUACAUGAUCCAUUCAGAGCCACUGCCCUCUUUCAGUCUGUGUGCUUUCUGUCAAUCAAGACAUUAUCACUCAUUGAAAAUAUACACACGGAAAACCAGGUGAAUGUUGUAUUGAAGCUGACGCACUUGCCGCCAUUUCCUGAGUAUUUCCUGGACCUCUGCAAGUUCCCACGUGGGUAUGGCCCCAUGCGGCCCGUCGCCAUGGAGGGCCUCACGGUCGCCAUGACGCGCAUCACCAAGUACACUCAGGGGGCUAGGUUCCUCUGCACCGACGACGGCUGCCCCUUUUCCAGAGCAGGGCUCCUCUCUGUCCCAGGCUUCCACCACAUCAGAGUGCACGCCCCAGGAGCCACGGAGUCCGUCACAGUGAGGAGCGGCUUCACCUGUGCGCUCUGCUCCACGCCUCUCAAAGAGGACGUCAAGUUCAGAGUGCUGGGGGACAAGCAGCUGGUGGAGAUGGUCCCAGCCCAGGCACUGGAUGUGCUCAGUGUUCACACGCCCUGCUCCUUCAGGUACCAGUCUGUGACCUUGUUCCUCAGAGAUGAACUGUGCAACUCCAUGAGAAUGGGCCGGCUCUACAGGGUGGUUGGGAUACCAGCGCAUGUACACCAGUGGCCAAACAUCACCUGGAGCGUAGAGGCCAACACCGUUGAGCCUUGGACACCAGAACACCCCAGCUUUGUGAGCAGUAACUUCCAGGCUCUGCUAGCAGCCUCCGCCUGCUCCCCCUGGAGGUUCACUGCCAUCCUGGCCAACACGUUCGGGUCACCGGUGGUUCCACCGGGCCUGUACAGCACCCUGAAGCUGGCCCUGCUGCUGAGCCUGGUCCAGACCAGUGAGGAUGACCCAGACUCGCUGAACUACCUGGAUGUCUUGGCACUGACCAAUGACACUCUCAUAAUAGAAAGGCUAAUGGCCUAUAGCCUGGGACUGGCGGGUCGGGGGAUACGGCACCAGGUGACGGGGGAGCUGUUUGCAUCCCUGUCCAGAGACGAGCAUGGGACAGGGGCCGCCAACGUGCACGCAGGCUCUGCCCUGCUGGCCAGCGGGGGCGUUUGCCUGCUGGGGGACCUGGCCUCCUACAGGAAGGACAAGAUGGAGGCGCUGCAGUCAGCUCUGGAGACCAGGACCGCGGCCCUGUUCAUCCCAGGGAAGAAGUACGGAGAGGACGCCGACCAGCAGCUCUCCUUUCCCAUCCAGUGCAACUUCUGGGCUCUGGGCGACAUCACCGCGGGCACAAAGAGGUCCCUCAUCUGUGACAGCGCUAUUCUGGGGACAGCGGAAAUGGGAUCGGUUCCUGCCCAGGUCGCUGAGGCCUUUAGCCUGCUGGUCCAGUGUCGUGACGUGGGCAGGGAUCGUGCUCUACUGCCCCUAGUGGUCCACACCCUGAGGCUGGCUGUUCGGCCUGGGGAGCCCCUCUACCCCGCCUGCAUGCAGUUUACCACACGGGACUACCAGGAGCUCUUGGCUCAGGCGCGGGGCCUGCAGGUGGUCCUGAGCCCUGAGGCAGAGAAGCUGAUUCACGGAUACUACAUGGCCAGCCGCAGGGUGCGCUCAGACUCCACACAGGGCUCCUCGCUGUCUGUGGCCUCUGUCAGACACCUGGUUUCCCUGGCCGAGGCUCACAGCAAGCUGAGUCUCAGGAGAGUGGUGCUAGAGGAGGAUGCGGUGGUGGCGGUGCUGCUGUGUGAGAACUCUGUUACCCUGAAGCACGGUGCCUCAGCGCUCGUUAUCCCUCCCGACGCCCUGUUUCCGUGUGACCUGCGCGACCUGGACUCCCUGCACAGGAGAGACCUGACCUUGGAGCAGCUCCACCAGCAGAUCCUGCAGUUCGUGUUCGCCUACGCACCCGGGGCGGCAGGCUACAUCACUGAGGAAUAGAGCAGCCAAGAACACCCCGCACAGGUCGUCCUCUGCUUCCGAGGCUGUUGGUCUGGACCACCCUGGAGCGGGACAGGGCCUCUGUUCGCCGCCUGUCCGAGGACACCGUGUCAGGACUGGGGCUGGAGUUCGGGCUGGACGCAGGACUCUCAUCCAUUAUCG